This is a messenger RNA of Porites lobata, 1614 nucleotides long. NCBI's taxonomy places the organism in Eukaryota, Metazoa, Cnidaria, Anthozoa, Scleractinia, Poritidae. The record is from the annotation of a GenBank genome assembly.
AUGUCAGGAAGCUGGGCCGUACCACUGUGCCUUCCUAACAACUGUAGGUGGGACGAACAGACUGGUGAAUACAGCAAGGCUAGAGGAGAAAGGCAAAGCCUCUAUGUAGUCGACAAAGCUCUCGAAAGGCUAAGAAGCAUCAAAGGUAACCUGUAAUCCUCUUUUAAAAUUUCGUCUCACAUUUCCUCUUGUUAUGCUACCCAUUCUUUUACUCUCCCUAGCUCUUCCUUCUAUUUUUUUUCUUGUGUAAUCCCCUAAGGUAGUGAUCGCUAAAAUCACGAGUGAUGUUGUAGCUUAUUCAGUAAACUGCGGGCUGUUUUUCUCUACUUUGUUAUAUGUUGUUGUGAACUUGAAGGUGGACAACGUUCACUGAAUUGAAAUAGAGGGCAAUACAGUUUUGAGCGACGCACGUCAACUGGAACUGAUGCAUUUCCCUUUUUCAAGCCUUGACACUAGUACAUUUUUAAUUGCUAAGUGUUUUUACUCUUAUAAAGACGAUUUUCUAAAAAAAAAAAUAGGCAAAACCAAUGCCUAUAUAAGAAUGCAAAAAGUCCACUUUUAGUUGACAUGCGUCGCCGGCUCAAAAACAAUAACACCGUUCGGAUGCGGAUCCAGAAAAAUAAGAAAAAAAGGGCCGCGGAGGACUUUCCAGGUUGAUAGAUACUAUUUUCAUUUAUUGGCUUACUCUUUCCGGAAAACAAACACUCUUUAGGUGAUUAAAUCAUCCACGAACGUAAAUAAUUUAGAGCUAUUGAACUUAAUUACUAUCAGGAUAGUUAUUUAUAACUGGUUUCUAGCCAUAAUCUUUUAUUGCUUUUGUUGUUGUUGUUGUUGUUGUUGUUGUUAUUAUCAUUAUUAUUAUUAUUAUUAUUAUUCUGACCAUUGUGGUUUUUAGUUGAGAUCCUGAGAUCUUUCGUACUCACACUAACUUAAUUUGCAACUCAAUUUAGGUCCCGUUUGUGUGGUGUCAAUUGCUGGGCCUUGUCGCAAAGGCAAAUCGUAUAUCCUCAGCAAAGCAUUUGACCAAGGGGAAGUUUUCCCUCUUGGACACUUUCUGGACCCAGAGACGAUGGGUAUCUGGAUGUGGGUUGUGCCAGAAAAGUUGAAAGUAAGCUCUUAGUAAUGACGUCGUGUACGAUAUAUUAACUGCUGAUACAUCCAGCCCAGUAAUGCUGGGGCUUGAAAAGACAGAUCUGACCAACUAUUUUGUGUGCAUGGUUUGCUUGUCUACCUACCCUAGUGCCCUUGUCGCUACCCUAAGAUCUGUGAAAUGCUGAUAGCGCAUAUUAGUUCAGAGUUCCUAAGGCCAAUUUUUCAGACUCUGGGCCUGAAAAGUCUUGCUCCAUCUCUCGAAACGCAUUAUUAUAUAUUGUACAUUAUUUUCCGUAUGAAGCCCAACCCAUCGAAACCUAUUUUCCUUUCAAUGCAUAGGACGCCAGUGGCCAGGAAUUUACAGUAGUGCUGUUGGACUCGGAAGGAACUGAUGCGGUGGCCAGUGAUGGUUCCGAUGAUCACUGUAUAUUCACUUUGACCAUUUUACUGGCCUCAGUUUUGAUUUACAACUCAGCUGGUGUUCCUACCCGGACUGACCUUGAUGGACUUGAGUAUCCUUGA